Eleginops maclovinus (Patagonian blennie) is the source of this 2496-nucleotide messenger RNA. RefSeq names its product galectin-9-like. Gene Ontology annotation, molecular function: galactoside binding; carbohydrate binding. The record is from RefSeq and is a predicted model, not a curated record. Gene Ontology annotation, biological process: positive regulation of gene expression; negative regulation of type II interferon production; negative regulation of CD4-positive, alpha-beta T cell proliferation. Lineage: Eukaryota; Metazoa; Chordata; Actinopteri; Perciformes; Eleginopidae. Gene Ontology annotation, cellular component: nucleus; cytosol. The transcript is spliced from 8 exons. Bases 75 to 1199 code for a protein of 374 amino acids.
AAAAGACUCCCAUUUUGCAUCAGAGUCUGCAUUACACAGCCGAUCAGGAGUCGUGUGCAUUAUAAUUCGGGACAAUGGCUUACAAUCAGACACCUUUUUAUAACCCAAGUAUCCCCUUCACCGGAUCAAUCCAAGGUGGUCUACAGGAGGGGCAGAUCAUCAGCCUCAAUGGACGAACUCUGUCUGGUAUUGAUAGGUUCCAUGUGAAUUUACAGUGUGGAUCUAAGACCAAUGCGGACAUCGCUCUCCACUUUAAUCCACGAUAUGACAGCCACCCUGGUUAUGUUGUUACCAACACUCUCCAAAAUGGCCACUGGGGCUCUGAAGAGAAGAAGUCCAACUCUCCGUUCCCUGCUGACUCUACCUUCAGCCUCAGCAUCACAGUGACCCGGCAGGCCUACCAGCUGAUUGUCAAUGGCUGCCACUUCAUGGAGUACAGGCACCGUAUUCCUUUUCACCAAGUGGACACCAUUUCAGUCAGCGGGAAAGUGGAAAUUUCCAACAUUGCCUUCCAGAAUCCCAUGCCGGCGUUUCCUGCUCAGCCGGCAUUUGCAGCCCAGGUAGCCUAUCCCACCCAAGCUGCCUUUCCUUCUUAUCCUGGAUUCCCUGUGCAGCCUGGAUUCCCUGUGCAGCCUGGAUUCCCUGUGCAGCCUGGAUUCCCUGUGCAGCCUGGAUUCCCCUCACAACCUGGAUUUCCCUCACAACCUGGAUUUCCCUCACAGCCUGGAUUUCCAGCACAAUUUGGAUUUCCCUCACAACCUGGAUUUCCCUCACAACCUGGAUUUCCUCCACAGCCUGCAGUCCCAGCUGUCCCAUACAAGAGCAUGAUCAGCGGUGGACUGAAACCUGGCCGGACUAUCACUAUCCAUGGGACCAUUCUCCCCCAGGCCAACAGGUUCAAAGUGAAUCUCAGCCAUUCCUCUGGCAUCGCUCUGCAUUACAAUCCACGCUUCGACGAGAACACUGUGGUCCGAAACACCAGUCAGGGGGGGAAAUGGGGCAGUGAGGAGCGUGGCGGAGCGAAGCCCUUCAAACGGGGGAAGCCUUUCACGUUGACUAUCUGCUGUGAGAGUCACUCCUUCAGGAUUGUGGCCAAUGGGAUGCAGGUCCACACCUAUAAGCAUCGUUUCUCUCCCCUCGCACAAAUCAACACCGUGGAGAUCGAUGGGGACAUCAGCCUGACCUCUGUGCUGGUGUAGACCAUGUUUAGCAGAUCUUACAUCUUACACAAAACAUGGUUUCCCUGAUAUUGUAUAUUCAUUUCAUGUGUAUUCAUACAACAAAUAAUCGUUUUGAUUGAUAUGACAUGCUACUGAAUGAUGACAUUGGCUCUUAAAGGAAAAUCCACCUAUGAUAAUCAUGUCCAGUCAGAUCAUAAAUGAAGCUCAUUCAGGUUAUAUUCAGCAGAAAGUGUGGUGUCAAGGCAAGCUGAGGAAAAAAUAAGGAAACAUAAUCGCACAUCUCAAAUGCAGCUAAAAACGUGUAUUUUUCUCAUUCAUAGUUGAAAAGUAAAGAAAGUUAGGUUGGAAUACUAUUGUAAAUACAUCAUAUAUCAUAUAGCAGUCUUGUUUUGGUAGUGACUAAGUUUAUCUUCAACUGUUGGAGGCUGGUAUGACGGUUCAUGUUAGAUUUAUGUAUAAUCAAGACUAGUUAUGGAAGCAUGCUAAUAUUGCUUACUAGAAAUAAAGGCUAUCAGGCAUUCAUUCUGCAAAUAUUAUUUUCAUAAACCAAAUUAUUAGACCAAUUGAACAAUUGACCAUUGGUGGAAAAAGUACUCAGGUCCUUUACUUAGGAAUGACUAAGGACUUAAAAUACUCCAUUUAUAGUCAUGAAUUCAAAAUGUUACUUAAGUAGAAGUAUGCAUGCCUCUUGAACCCUGAGAAGUUAAGAGACUCGUGGCAGAGUGUUGAAGAUCUGCAGCCUCUGUCCUCUGUGGAAUCGCCGGCUUUUGGAAAGCUUGUCAGCCAAAUCCCCGUUAACACACCAAUGAUAAGGUGAGCUAACGUUGCCAUAGAGACUCGUUCAUAUACAGCAGGUUACAGGGCCGUGCAGAGGCUCCACUAACAUGUUGUUAAUAACACACAGAGACGUCAUGUUACCGGUAUCACAUGUUAUGUAGCGCACUUAAACAGAGUUUAAUUUCAGCAUACUGCCAUAGAUAGCUUUAAUUAUUGAGCUGCAAUAAAAUACAUUUCAGCAUUUAGAGCCAUACUUUUGCAGUUAUUUUGGUGAAAGUAACUCAAAGUAACGCAAAAGUAGUGUAACGCAUUACAUUUCAGAGACAGUAAUAAUGUAAUGUAACUUAUUACUUUAAAAAGACAGUAAUAAGUAAUAUGUACUGUAUUACAUUUUGGAAGUAACUUGUCCAUCGUUAUAUAAUUGCAUGUUUAUCAGUAGGAAAUGCAUGUCAAGUCUUUUUAAUGUUGUUUGUCAAUGUGAAACCAGUUUUAGUGUGUUUUAAAAUGUUUGGUAUGAAAUAAAAAUGAUUGCAUCACA